ACUACAGUCAGCAGUAUGGCAGUGGCAAAAGUCGUGGCUUUCCUGAAGCAUUUCUGGGACAAGGAACCUCUUCUCGCAUUCGCCUGUACAGUAGGAGCCGUAGCCUGGACCUUUCCUUUCAUCAGUCCUUACACAAAAUAUACAGGCAUGAUUAAUGCAGCAACGCCGUACACCUACCCAGUUCCUGUGCGGGAUGAUGGAAACAUGCCCGAUGUUCCUGCCCAUCCAUGUGAACCUAAAGGAAGGAGCUUAGAGUGGCUUAAAAAUUUUUAAUAUGAUCGUAUCAACAGUUCAUUACUGUCUCUUCUCUUGUUCACACCUGUCUGCUGAGUUUCUCCCCGAUUCCCAUGUCUCACAAUAAAAGUAUAAUUUAAUUCUG
Molecule: messenger RNA, 379 nt
Organism: Austrofundulus limnaeus
Lineage: Eukaryota; Metazoa; Chordata; Actinopteri; Cyprinodontiformes; Rivulidae
Gene: ndufa3
Product: NADH:ubiquinone oxidoreductase subunit A3
Exons: 4
Coding region: 16-273 (85 amino acids)
Cellular component (GO): respiratory chain complex I; mitochondrial inner membrane
Source: RefSeq, a predicted model, not a curated record